AUGAUUCAAGAAAUUGGUCAUGAUAGGAGGAAAUCUGAAGAUGGAAAGUUUACUCCUUUAUGCGAUUUUGGUCAAAAGCUUUCAGAAUGUCAAGAACAAUCAUUUAUUGCCGCUUUAAAGCGCUUUGUAUCUCGAAGAAGAAAUCCAACAGAAGUGCAUAGCGAUUGUGGCACAAAUUUUAUUGCUGCAGAUAAGGAAUUGAAAAGAGUAAUAAACUCCUUGAAGGAAAAUGAAUUGGUUAAUAAAUAUUGCUCUACUGAAGGUAUUAAGUGGAUAUUUAAUCCUCCCGCAGCACCACAUUUUGGAGGAUUAUGGGAAGCUGCAGUCAAAUCUACAAAGUUACAUCUCAAGCGAACCAUAGGUGAACAACUUCUAACGCAAGAAGAAUUUACGACAUUGCUAGCUCAAAUUGAAGCUUGUUUAAAUUCGCGACCUUUGUGUCCACUGUCUGAAGAUCCAUCAGAAUUUUCUGCACUUACGCCAGGCCAUUUUUUAAUUGGUAUCCCGCUAACUGCCUUACCAGAAGAAAGUUUACACGAUCAAAAAAUUCCUAUAUUGCAACGUUGGAAGCUUGUUGAGAAAAUGUUUCAAAGCUUUUGGAAAAGAUGGUCCUAUGAAUACAUUUCUAAUUUGCAACGACGUUCAAAAUGGUUGAAAGUGCAACCUAAUUUAAAGGUUAAUGAUUUAGUUAUCAUAAAGGAAGACAAUUUACCCCCCCGCUACGAUGGAAAUUAG
Molecule: messenger RNA, 735 nt
Organism: Stegodyphus dumicola
Lineage: Eukaryota; Metazoa; Arthropoda; Arachnida; Araneae; Eresidae
Source: RefSeq, a predicted model, not a curated record